This is a messenger RNA of Closterium sp. Naga37s-1, 1005 nucleotides long. The record is from the annotation of a GenBank genome assembly. NCBI's taxonomy places the organism in Eukaryota, Viridiplantae, Streptophyta, Zygnematophyceae, Desmidiales, Closteriaceae.
AUGGCUACCCCUAGUGUCCUCGCUUUUGACGCUGAGGGUCGGGCCAUUGACUUUGACGUCUGGAUAGAUGACCUGCAGCUUUUCUUACAGUGCGAUAGGGCAGACGGCCUCUCCCUCUUUGACCUCACUUCUGGUGCCUCUCCUGCUCCCGCCACUGAUGCUGACGCAACUGUUCGCUCCCAGUGGGCCACGCGCGAUGCUGCUGCACGUCUUGCUGUGCGUCGCCACCUGCCUACCUCUGAGCGUGCGCACUUUAGCCAGUACAAGAGUGCUCAGACCUUGUACGACGCUGUAGUUGCACGCUACUCCUCCCCUGCCACUGCUGCACUGAGCCGCCUCAUGCUACCGUACCUCUUCCCUGACCUUGCUGCCUUUCCCACAGUCGCUGACCUCAUUACGCACCUCCGCACUAGUGACACUCGCUACCGCGCUGCGCUUCCUGCUGAGUUCUGCGCCAAGAACCCCCCCCCCAUGUACAUCACCCUCUACUACAUCGUCACCCGUCUCCCUGACUCCCUUCGCGUAGUCAGGGACCACUUCCUCUCGGUUUGUCCCACCACUCUCACCGGGUGUUCCCCCUCCCCUCUUUUGCCCUCUGUUGCCUCUGCUGCUGCGGCCGACCUCGCUGGUUUGGAGUCGGUUGGGGCAGCGUCUACCCCUAGCGGGAGACGCCGCCCUGGCAGGGGCAAGGGGGGCAGGGGCGCUGGAGGAGCUAGCGGGGGCGGUGGAGGCGGCGGUGGAGGUGGUGGAGGAGGUGGGGGUGGCGGUGGGAGUGGUGGCGGGGGUGGAGGUGUAGGUGGCGGCAGUGGAGGCGCAGGAGGCAGCGGCGGUGGCGGAGGGAGCGGAGGUGGCGGCGGUGGAGGAGGAGGCGGCGGAGGAGGUGGAGCUGGUCGGGGUGGCGCUGCGCAGAGGGUCAGCUCCGGUGGUGGUCAGCGCCAGCAGCAGCAGCAGCAGCAGCAGCGCACUCGUGACGUCCCCUCCCCUCAGCAGCUCCGGCGGGUGUAG